Ilyonectria robusta is the source of this 889-nucleotide messenger RNA. RefSeq names its product Mss4-like protein. The record is from RefSeq and is a predicted model, not a curated record. The transcript has a single exon. Bases 115 to 780 code for a protein of 221 amino acids. Lineage: Eukaryota; Fungi; Ascomycota; Sordariomycetes; Hypocreales; Nectriaceae. Gene Ontology annotation, molecular function: carbon-sulfur lyase activity.
GUUCACGCUCUCUCCCACCUGAUUUCUCACGCCCUGCCUUUGACAUACUCGCUUUGUGAACGCACUUCUUGGCAUCGCAUACUACCCUCAACUUCACUCACCGACGCCAUCACCAUGACUACCCAUUACUCCGAAAAGAAAGACCUUUUCCCUCUCGCUGGCGGCUGCGCCUGUGGCCUUAUCCGCUACCAGCUCACCCUGCCACCCCUCAUUGUGCAUUCCUGCUACUGCACCGCGUGCCAGCGCCAGACCGGCUCUGCCUUCGCCCUCAACGCUGCCAUCGAGACCUCGGCCCUCGGCCAGCUCCGGCCGACCGCUCCCUCCAUCGCCGGCAGCCGUGCUGCCCCUGAACCCGUCCCGACCGGUCUCAUCCCCGCUGUUGCGACCCUCACCGACGCCGUCCCCUCGACCCACAACAAGCCCGGCCCCAAACCCAAGUUCGUUUGCAUCCCGACCGAGUCCGAGCUCGGACAGACCGUCGCGCACUGUCCGGCCUGUCAUACCGGUCUGUGGUGCUACUACGCCGACGCAGGGCCGUACGUCGCCUAUGUGCGUGUGGGCACCCUCGAUAAGCCGUGGGAGGUUGCCCCCGACGUGCACAUCUACACGCGCAGCCGCCAGCCCUUCCUCGCCGUCAAUGAUAGGAAGCCUCAGUUUGAGGAGUACUACCCCAGCCGAGAUGCACUGCUGAGGGAUGAUGCCCGAGAGAGAAUGGAGGCGUUGAAGCCAACUAUUACUCAGUGGCGGGAAGAGCUCGAGGCUAUCCUCAGUACUCGAUAGUGCCUAUGGAGGACUGUUUGACAAGGUUGUGCUUGGGUCUAUGUUUUAUUCUUUACUUUCCACGACACGAGGAAAGCAACUCAGUCAUUAUCGCAUUCACUGAAGUAAU